AUGGCGCGAUUGCUCUGCGGCCGAACCCUAGCCGGGGCCUCGCACCCCGUGGCCGCGCCUCUCGGCCUCCGCAGCCUCUGCAGCCGCUCCGAACGGCCGCAGCUUAUCGACGUGGAGCUCCAGGCGGAGGACUUCCCCCCGGAGAUCGAGGUCCUCGGCAUGCGCCGCCUUGAGGACGUCAUCCACGCCAUCGUAGUCCGUAGAUCCGCCCCUUAUUGGUUACCCUUCCUCCCUGGCUCCUCCUACUGGGUACCGCCCCGCAAUCGCCACCGUGGCGUCGCGGAGCUCGUCAGCAGGCUCGCCAACCCGAUGACGGCGGAGGAGAUCAUGUCGUUCACUACUGAUCGUGGCUGGCCCUCUUCAGCCUAUUUCGUUGAAGGUUGA
Molecule: messenger RNA, 384 nt
Organism: Musa acuminata AAA Group (dessert banana)
Lineage: Eukaryota; Viridiplantae; Streptophyta; Magnoliopsida; Zingiberales; Musaceae
Exons: 2
Coding region: 1-384 (127 amino acids)
Source: RefSeq, a predicted model, not a curated record